CCUCCUCAGCUGAUGAGUAAUUGCCUCCAGCUGUCCCUGCAGCUGAUUGUGUUGACCUGGAAGGCUUCUGGAGAUGCCAGCUGGAUUACCAGGGCUGUUUCUUCUUUAAAAACUGCCCCUGCUGCUGGAGAGAAGCUCACCAUGCAGACUGCAGGUCGUUGGGUCUCCCUGGUUCUGCUGAUUUCUGGUGCUCUUGGGGCUGUGGAGGCCAUUCGGACUUUUAAAGAUGGACCCAUGAUCGAUGCUGAGGGAAGAGAGUAUAAAUCUGCUCCGUUCAGGGUUGAUGAUUCGUUCAACGAUGAAUCCACGGUUCGUGUUUGGUGCACUGAGGUGUCCAUGAUCGUCGUGGUGAAGGCUGAUCUGUAUAGAAAUGGACGCCUCGUGUCCCCAGAGGAGCUUUUUCUGGGAGAAUCUGAGCCUUCAGACAGUCGGUGUCGAGCUGCUGCUGCUGGUUCAGAUGAAUACGUCAUUGAAGCCGACCUGCAAGCCUGCGGCUCUAAGUUAACCAUGUCUGAGGACUCGGUGAUCUACUCCAACCUGCUGACCUUCUCACCGCUGCUGGGUUACCAUGGCAUCACCAGGACUAGUCAGGCUGCGGUUCCUGUUUCCUGCCACUACAAAAGGACCCAUGUGGUCAGCAGCAGCAGCAGCAGCGCUCAGCAGCAGCCUCUGACCUUCUACUCUUCUUCAAAGGAUUCAUCAGGACGUUUUUUCUCUCUGAAGCUGAUGGCCGACGACUGGACCAGCGAGCUGUUCUCCAACACCUUCUACCUGGGAGACCUCCUGCACCUGGAGGCGUCCUACACCGGUCCAGGACGGAGGCGUCUCUACGUGGACAGCUGUGUGGCCACGCUGACGCCUGACCAGACCUCGGUCCCCAGAUACUACUUCAUCGAGAAAAACGGGUGUCUCAUGGAUUCCAAAGAAGCGUCGUCCAGGACUCGGUUCAGACCCAGACUGAGGACCGAGUCUCUUCAGCUGCAGCUCGACGUCUUCCUGUUUGAAAAACAUUCCAGGAACUCGGUUUUCAUAACUUGUCAGCUGAAGGCGACGCCUGAGCUCUGGACCAGCAGCCGCAUUAAUAAGGCCUGUCACUACAUACGCUCCAGGUGGGAAAACGUGGACGGUGACGACGCUGUGUGUCAGUGCUGUGACAGCAGCUGCAGCAUGAGGCCGUCCAGAGAUAUCAUGCUCUGUGGUAGCGUGACUCUCGGACCGCUGAUGAUUUCUCCCAGAAAUUUGACAGAUUAACCAGCGGUGUCCCCACAGUGCAACCGGUGCUUCACUUCCUCAUGUACUCAGUAGGUAUAAAAACAUCCUGCUUGCAUCAGCUGAGACUUUAGUGGACCUGCAGCCGUUCAGGUAAGCAGCUUCCUUUGCUUCUAGUGGAUCAUUGCUUCUGCUGGUUUCAUUGUGUGUGCAGCUGAGGUGUGUUUUCUUUUAACCUGAAUCACACCUGUCUCUGCUGGUCCGGAUUGUUGCUCAGCAUCAGUGAUCAGAUUUUUUUUUAGUUUUGAGUUCCUUUAUGUUAGUAUUAUCUUGGACGUUAACAAACACAGCACGUAGUGACAGACAGAUAUUUUAUAUAUAUAUAUAUAUAUAUAUAUAUAUAUAUAUAUAUAUGUACAUGUAUUCUUAAGACCCUGAAAGGGGUCUUUCCCCCAAAAGGGCAUAUUGUUAAUACUAAUAAUAAUACUAAUACUACUACUUCUACUACUACUACUACUACUAAUAGCAAUGUAAAUCUAGUUAAAAAUAUAUAUAUGUAAAUGUAAUAAACAUAUUAAUCAGAUAUUAGAUGUUAUCCAGUUAUUAUAUUUAUUGGUUACUCAUUAUCCCAAGUAAGUAGAAAAAAACUAAAAUGCAAACCAAACCAAAGCUCGGGUCUUAGGAGGAUAUAUAUGUGUGUGUGUGUGUGUGUGUGUGUGUGUGUGUGUGUGUGUGUGUGUGUAUAUAUAUAUAUAUAUAUAUAUAUAUAAAGAGAGAGAGAGAGAGAGAGAGAGAGAGAGAGAGAGAGAGAGAGAGAGAUAACAAGAGAUAAAUAUCAACAAAAUGCCUCCAAAAUGUUAAUAUCUGCAAAGUUUCAGUCUAAAAUGUGCAAAAAAUACACAGAAAAAUAUUUUUACAUGUUCUAAAAAAUUAUCCGAAAGUAAUAACUGUUUCAGAAAAUAUUAAUAUAAUGUGCAAAUUAAUAAAAAAUCUAUAAAAUAAACAAAAUGUCAAAAAUAUGUCAGAAAAAUAUUAAUAGAAUGUAAAAAUAAAAAUCAUCAAAUUAUGUAAAAAUACUAAUAAAUGGUUGCUUAAAAUAUGUAUAAAACGUGCAAAAUAAUUUUUAAAAAUUACUAAACCCACAAAGUGUAUCAUGUCCAGUGUGUAAAUUUUGAGAAAUAGGUUUUUAAAAAAAGACUGAAAAAUAUUCAGAACGUAUGAACAGAAUGGACUAAUAGACAGUUCCCAGUGGUCACGUGUUUUCAGGUGCGCAUGCGCUCGGUCUUUGUGCAUUCAGCAAAAUGAAGACGACACGACAAUUGUGCUUCGUAAUAAUCAUUCUGUUUGCGGGUGAGUGUGCUAACCGUCCGUAAUCGAACUGUAGUCUAGUCACACUCAAAUAUCUGUAAUUAUCUGUAUAUUUGUAUAUUGUGCAUCCUAAUUCUCUGUAUAUUUGUAUAUUGUGUACCAUGCAGUCAGCGUUACCAUGUGUAGAAGGCCGCAAGCCUGCCGACUGCUAAUCUUUGUUCUCCUAGACUGGGCUAGUUUUACGUCCUUCAGUCUAAACUUGUGACUAGGGCUGGGCGAUAUGGCCAAAAAAUAAAAUCUCGAUUUUUUUUUUUUUAGUCAUCUUGGACGAUUACGAUUUUAAUCGAUUUUUGUUGUUUCUUUGCGGUCUGUUUGCUAUGGCUAGUGCUAGCCAUGCUGCACUCCCGUAGCUGCGAGCACUCUUCCCAUUCUUUAGGAUGCCUCAGACGGAGGUGCUGACACAGGUUAGUUGUGCUGCUACUCUUCGUUUUCACAGUACUUUUGCAAACCUUGCACAUGACUGUAGUUUGCUCUGUGUCAGUCUUGUCAAAGCCGAACCACUUCCAUAUAAUCGAUGUAACAUGAGGCCCUUUUCUCGUGACCAACUCUUCCUCUGCUGUUCUGUCCGCCAUGACGGCAGUGUGAGUGUUUUGGUGGAAGGAGAUGAGAGGCGGAAGCAAACGCCUGUGCACAAGUCGUGAAAGGCAGAAGAAGAAUGUGUAUUGUUAUAUAUUUAAGCUCGCCUCGAUUUUACGAUUUGGCAAAUUUUCAAAUCGUCAGGAUUUAAAAAGGUGAAUUAAUAAAAUUAAUUCGAUUUAUUGCCCAGCCCUAUUUGUGACUUUUAUCGUCUCUGGGACUCGCUGCUGUAAGCAGGCGAUGAACACUACACAGAAAUACACUCAUUAAAUCAAUCAACAGUUUACACACCAACAUGGCAGACUGCAAACCUAGCAAUAAACUCAACAACAGUAAACUAAGACUAGGUUACUGAGCAGGGAACUAAACUGCCUGCUGACUGAGAAGAAGCGGAGCGAGGAGAGUCAGCUGGCAGGUGUGAGACAGGUUCUGCAGCUGGUGUGUGAAUGAGCGGAGAUUCAGGAUUGAUCCAGACAGACAACGGGAAAUGGAUGUAGGAUACCGUGGAGGAAACAGUAGUGAGAUGGGUUAUAGAAUGACACUGUUUAACGGUACAGCAAAGAGUAGUGAACAGCAUCUGACUUUUAUGGCAGGAGAGAGAAGUUGCAGCUGAACAUUCCCACCUGCUCAUGAUCACCGACUGGCAGCACCUGUCUGCAAUGCCACACACUAUGCCCUGGAGAGAGAGAAGAAGGGAGACACUACCACUAUGUGGCGUUAGAUGUGGAGGGCAGAACAAUAUGUAUGUUUUAUUAUAUCUUUUAAUGUUUUAUUUUACAGCUCUACUAAGAUUAAAGAAGCAGCUACAGUUUUGAAUGAAAGUUCCCAUCCACCUGGAAUCACUGUAAGACAUGGAUCUUUGUCACAAAAAACAAUCAAUCACUUUGUCUGUUCUGCAGGAAACAUUGUUGGAAACCCCGGGAUUGGAGGAGACAAGGAUGGAAUCUUUGCAGGUUCUGAGAUCAUCUCAGUCCACCUCGGGCAGAAUGUCACUCUGAUUGGUCCUGACUACAGUGACAACAUAUCAGUAAGAUUCAAAAGAAAUGGCAGUGAUAAAUAUAUCUAUUGGUGCAUAGACAGACAUGCCAUACCUCCCAAACGUCUGGAUCCAUCGUUUGCGAGCCGAGUGGAGGGGACAAAAUGUCCAAUUAAGGACAGUAACGUCUCUGUAACUCUGAAGAAUGUGACUGGAGCAGACACUGGAACAUUCGAGUGGCUCUGGAAAAACAGUACCGGAACCUUUUUCUUCACAGUGUCCCUGAACAUUACUGACCAAGGUGCUGCAGGAGUCAUCAUUGGAAUCAUCGGAGGAAUCAUCAUUUUAGGGAUCGUCAUAAUUGUUUAUCGCAACAGUAAAUCCCUUGUAGAAUGCCCUGAGACUCAGUGUUGUCUUUAACUUCUUUUGAGUGAAAUUGAAAAUAAAUGAUUAUGCAGCAAAAAGUA
Molecule: messenger RNA, 4596 nt
Organism: Acanthochromis polyacanthus (spiny chromis)
Lineage: Eukaryota; Metazoa; Chordata; Actinopteri; Pomacentridae
Product: zona pellucida sperm-binding protein 3-like
Exons: 11
Coding region: 13-1251 (412 amino acids)
Biological process (GO): binding of sperm to zona pellucida; egg coat formation; positive regulation of acrosome reaction
Cellular component (GO): extracellular matrix
Molecular function (GO): acrosin binding
Source: RefSeq, a predicted model, not a curated record